ACCGUGUAAGUGUACAGGAAGUUGAAACGAAGCGCCAUUUGACUUGCUAUGGGAAUCUGCCACUCAGAUGGGACAGCAGAUGUCGUGUCCGAGGAGAGCUUUGAGGGCCUCAGAAGCAGCAGUGCGAUCGCCAGCAGGUUGAGGCAUGUCUUGGAUGCGGCCCAUCGGAUCCUGAAUGAAGAGACCCUGCCAGUGCUGGACACCGUGCGAGUGGUGCGGAAGAUUAUGCGCGUCUCCAAGGCCAUGCGCCUGGAGAACCCUGAGGUGAUCACAGAGGAGUGUCGAGCCGAUGGGUGCAAGCCAAUGACCGAUGUGCAGGAAGCGAGGCAGUUGGCCAGCUAUGUCUACCAUGCGCAGUUGGUCUACGAGGCUGAGACCGAUCAGAUCCGAGAACGACUGAUCGGAUGUGGCAUGAUGCUGAUCCAGCACAACAAGGAGAUCAACACAGGGCGAGUGGCCAAUUACUUGGCCAUUGACCCAAGGCGGAAGAUCGCCGUCUUGGCCAUCAAGGGCACCUCCACCAUCGAGGACGCCUUGACUGACAUCAUCGCAGAUACUGGUCCGCUGCACCUACUGAAUGCCGUGAAGACUGCAGGUUCGGCGCGCGGCUUCUCCAGCGUGGCUGGCUUCGCGCACGGUGGCUUCCGCUUGGCGGCCCAUGGAGUGCUUCACCAGGUGGAGCCAGUGAUCUGGCAUUUCCUUUGGCCCUUGCAGUAUCAGCUGAUUCUGACUGGUCAUAGCUUGGGUGCUGGGACGGCUUGCUGCCUGGCGAAGAUUCUUUACGACCGGAUCUACUAUGCUCAGCCCCAGCUCUUGCGGUGCUUCGCCUAUGCUACACCGCCCUGUCUGGACAAAGCCACUGCUCUCUCUAUGGUGCGCUACACCGUCUCGGUCGUCCACCACGACGAUCUGGUGACACGGGCGUCGUUGUACAACGCGAAGCUGAUGAGUAACAUUUGGAGAGAAGCUAAGCGCCUGAUGGAUGCGGAUGAGUUUGAGGACUGUGACAAGUAUGGCCUGGUUCAUCGAUAUCAACAUGAAAUCAAGGUCGAUCUCAAGGAUGAUCUUUACGUCGCAGGCAAAGUGAUGUAUGUCUACAAGCUGGGGUAUCCCAAAGGUCAAGACCCAAUCACCUACAAGGCUGUGACGAAGGACGGCACCAUGGCACGCUUGCGGUGCGCCUCCUUCUCUCGCUCAUCUUUGACGGACCAUCUGUGCAACCACUACAUUGCUUGCACUGGAGAGGUGGCGGCGCAGCUUAGUGGGACUUCCCCAGAGCACUUUAAGCCCUGGUUGGAGGAGACAUUCUCUGGCCAGCCAAUUGGGACAUCCGACUGCACGAAGUUUUGUGAGGACAUACGUUUCUCGUGUGCCAUUCAGCCGUCCAAGCCGGCCAUAGGCUGCCCUGUAACGCUCCCAACGUUGCUCAAGCCAACGACUGUGCGAUAGCCAAAAUGCUCGAAUCGUUGCGAAGGAUUGACGAAGAGGGCGUGGCUUUGGCGUGGAUGUUUCUCAACAGG
Molecule: messenger RNA, 1520 nt
Organism: Durusdinium trenchii
Lineage: Eukaryota; Dinophyceae; Suessiales; Symbiodiniaceae
Source: the annotation of a GenBank genome assembly